Molecule: messenger RNA, 1892 nt
Organism: Owenia fusiformis
Lineage: Eukaryota; Metazoa; Annelida; Polychaeta; Sabellida; Oweniidae
Source: the annotation of a GenBank genome assembly
UCGAAAUACGAUAUGUGGCAGAUCCCUAUAUAAGUUCUUAUCAAAUAUUGGAUGUUUACUUACCUUUAUGCUGUAUACAAUCAAGGUGUUUUUUUACCUUGUGAUAUAUAGGAACCAAUAAGUCAUUUUAUGUUACUAUACUGUAUUGGAGAGGAGGACAGAGAAAACACUGUGUUCUAGAAUACGUGUUUGAUUGCAGACAAUCAGGGUAUAAUUUGCCUGCUGAGCGUUCAGAAUGGCCAAGAGGCAGCGUCUACUAUCAUUGAAGGACCGUAAAGAAGGCCUUCACCGAAUGCUUAUCGAGGAUCUGUCCCUGCAUAUUAGCAAGGAAGGUCUUGAUGGCCUAAAGAGUGUCACUCCUGAACUGGGUGAGGGACGGGCAGAGGAAAUUACCACCUUUAGAAAGCUUUGCACGUUCCUCGAAAACCGGGCUUUUCUUGGUCCAGACAAUUACGAUCGUCUGAAACAAAUGUUUGAGUCAGUCGGCUUAUACAAACUUAUUGAACGAUUAGAUGAGGCGGAGAAAAAUAUUUCACAACUCGGUGUAGACACUCCAUCUGGUUCACCUACUAUGAUCUCACCGACUACCCCAGGUUCUACACCGAUGCCCAAUUCUCCCCACUUCGAUGCAUCGCAUGGACUGGCAGCUACAGUUAACUGGGGAAAUAAUGACGACCUUGCUUACCCCCUGAAUGAAGGGGCAUAUCCUGGACUGGCGCUGAUAAUAAACAACUUUACCUCACCCAAUCAAGCCUCUUACAGGAAAGGCACAAUAGAAGAUGAAAAAAGAUUGGUUGAUCUUUUCCAAAAUACUCUUAAGUUCAGAGUGAGAGUCGAGCGUGACGUACAAAGGGAAUCCCUCGGCGAUAUCCUGACGCAAUGUCAAGCACAUCUAGAGCACGAGGACAAAUUUUUCAAACCAACCGUGGAAAAGUACAACUGCUUCGUAUGUGUUAUACUAAGUCAUGGAAAUAAGGAUGGUCCUUUGAUGGUCCCAACUGACAACAAGAAACAAAAAAGUGAUUAUGUUAGUGUGGACGAAAUCGUCGAUCAUUUUAAACCAGACAAGGUUAAGUCACUAAAAGGGAAACCUAAGAUUUUCAUCAUCCAGGCGUGUCGAGGAUCAAAUUUCCAACAAGCAGUGGAUGACGAAUCACAACAAACACCAGAGGAUGUGACAAAGCAAGAGGAAAUAGAUUCAGAUAUUAAUCCGCGAGUCAGUACUCCCGUAGAUGCCGAUAUCGUGAUUCAAUACUCGACAACCAAAGAUUAUGUGUCUUUACGGAAUAAGCAGACGGGUUCUUGGUUCAUAGAGGCGUUAACAGACACUAUAUUCGAACGCCAUAAGCAGGAGGACCUCAUGUCUAUGAUGACGCGGGUAAACAAAACCAUCGCACAAAAGAGCGGCAUGGUCGAUGAGAAAAUAACUAAGCAGAUGCCUUGUAUAGUCUCCACGUUGACGGGACGCGUGUACUUCAAUUAAGCACUACUAUAGUCUAUAACAGGGGGAAAUGCCCCAGAAUUCAUAGAGGGACCGAUAUCUUAGUAAAGACUAACAUCUAAAAUGUGUAUGGAGAAAGCUUCAACUAUGAAUUAUUGGAUACCCUCUCCCUUCCUUGCCUAUAACACUGAAAACGAAGCAUGUGUAGUUCUCGAUAGUUAUUUUGUUAAGGAAGUUCCGCAUGAUGCGUAUUUUUGUAAUGUUCACGAUUCUAAUAAUAAUUGAUGUUCUUGUUCGAGGCCCAUUUUGUGACCAAUGGCAUUACAAUACCCGGGGAUCGUUUCGUGCAGUGUGUCUGGGAAAAGCCCCCUUCCUCAGGUAAUAAGGGGGUGUGGUGUGUCUUUAUCAUGAUUGUGUAUUAUUACACGUAUAUAUUUCUUGAGAACACCCU